AUGGCUGAACAAAGAACAAUUCUCGAAAAGACUUUCGCCUUGACGAGUCAACAACAGGAGGGUACAGUUACCCUUUUGGAAUUGACGGUAGAAUUACGCAAAAUCCCGGCGACAGUAGAGCGCCAAAGCGACCAGCCUAAUGGGCCAAUCGUGAUAGCCACCACUCGCAGAUAUGCGCAAGGACAAAUUUUGGUUGACAGAGAUGUCACUGAAGUGGAAGAAGAAGCUCCAGCUGAAACCGAAGAGGCGGCAACAGUCCCUGUCGGGAUAGCCCGCCAAGAGAUCAUCGACUUGACAGCAUCAGACGAUGAAGAAUCAGAAGAAACGCCGUCAGAACACGACAGCGAAACCACAGAAAGGAAUCCGAAUCUGGAGGACAUAGAAGAGCGCUCGGAAGAACAUGGCGAUUCAGCAGACCCGCAUCCGCCGGACGAGGAAACAGCAUCGGGAAAUGGUGGUGAGCCAGACGAAGACAGCCAAGACCGCGCCUGGCCGGACUCGCCACCACCAUCACCACCACCAUACUCACCAGAACCUCCUUCACGACGACGAGAUUCGGACCGACGUAGAGAAUUCCGUGACGGAGUACGAUCGCCAUCACCGCCAGUUGAGUUGCGCAAAAUACCGGCGACGGUAGAACAACAAGACAACCAGUACAAUGGACCAGUCAUCAUAACAACGACUCGCCGAUACGCCCAAGGCCAAAUACUGGUCGACGGCGAUCUUACAGAAGUAGAAGAAACCGAAGUUCCAGCUGAACCAGAGGAAACGGCAGCGGUCCCUGUCGGAAUAGCCCGCCAAGAAAUAAUCGAUCUGACGGAGACAGACGACGAAAACACAGAAGAUACACAAUCGGAAGACAGCGACACCACGGAACGUAAUCCUGAUUUGGCGGACGAAGGCGAGCGCUCAGAGGAGGGCGGCGAUUUGGACCCACAUCUGUCGGACGACGACGCAGCGUCAAGAAAUAGUGGUGAGCCUGACAGAGAUCCCCGAGACGCGCCACCACCAUACUCACCAGAGCCUCCUUCAUGA
Daphnia pulex (common water flea) is the source of this 1035-nucleotide messenger RNA. RefSeq names its product protein virilizer homolog. The transcript has 2 exons. The coding region runs from base 1 to 1035 and encodes 344 amino acids. NCBI's taxonomy places the organism in Eukaryota, Metazoa, Arthropoda, Branchiopoda, Diplostraca, Daphniidae. The record is from RefSeq and is a predicted model, not a curated record.